Molecule: messenger RNA, 2274 nt
Organism: Leptonychotes weddellii (Weddell seal)
Lineage: Eukaryota; Metazoa; Chordata; Mammalia; Carnivora; Phocidae
Gene: PTGIR
Product: prostaglandin I2 receptor
Biological process (GO): positive regulation of cytosolic calcium ion concentration; inflammatory response; negative regulation of smooth muscle cell proliferation
Cellular component (GO): plasma membrane
Molecular function (GO): prostacyclin receptor activity
Source: RefSeq, a predicted model, not a curated record
ACUGAGAGAGAAGGCAGAGUCCAGGCCGCACCAGAGGUGAGGGGGAUGGCCGACUCGUGCAGGAACCUCACCUACGUGCGGGACUCGGUAGGCCCGGCCACCAGCACCCUGAUGUUCGUGGCGGGCGUGGUGGGCAACGGGCUGGCACUGGGCAUCCUGGGGGCGCGGCGACGCUCACGCCCCUCGGCCUUCGCCGUGCUGGUCACCGGGCUGGCGGUCACUGAUCUGCUGGGCACUUGCUUCCUGAGCCCGGCCGUGUUCGUGGCCUACGCCCGCAACAGCUCGCUGCUGGGCCUGGCCCGGGGCCACCCCGCUUUGUGCGACGCCUUCGCCUUCGCCAUGACCUUCUUCGGCCUGGCCUCCAUGCUCAUCCUCUUCGCCAUGGCCGUGGAGCGCUGCCUGGCCCUCAGCCACCCCUACCUCUACGCUCAGCUGGACGGGCCGCGCUGCGCCCGCCUGGCCCUGCCCGCCAUCUACGCCUUCUGCACCCUCUUCUGCUCCCUGCCCCUGCUGGGCCUGGGCCAACACCAGCAGUAUUGUCCCGGCAGCUGGUGCUUCAUCCGCAUGCGCUCCGCGGAGCUGGGUGGCUGCGCCUUCUCGCUGGCCUACGCCAGCCUCGUGGCCCUGCUGGUGGCCGCCACCGUCCUGUGCAACAGCUCGGUCACCCUGAGCCUCUGCCGCAUGCACCGUCAGCAGAGGCGCCACCAGGGCUCGCUGGUCCCCGGCCCCCGGGCAGGGGAGGACGAGGUGGACCACCUCAUUCUGCUGGCCCUCAUGACAGGCAUCAUGGCCGUGUGCUCCCUGCCCCUCACGAUCCGAGGCUUCACGCAGGCCAUCGCCCCGGACAGCAGCGAGAUGGGGGACCUCCUUGCCUUCCGAUUCAACGCCUUCAACCCUAUCCUGGACCCCUGGGUCUUCAUCCUUUUCCGCAAGGCUGUCUUCCAGAGGCUCAGGCUCUGGUUCUGCUGCCUGGGCCCCAGGCCUACCCACCGCGACUCGCAGACACCCCUCUCCCGGCCUGCCUCCAGGAGGAAGGACUCGAGGGCUCCCGCUGCUCUCGGGGGGAAGGAGGGGAACUGGGUACCUUUGUCAGCCUGGGGCGAGGGGCAGGAGGCACCCGUGUCUCGGGAGCAGCGAGCUGGUAGCACCGUGGGAACGUCAUCCAAAAUGGGGUCCGCAGCCGCCUGCUCCCCCUGCUGACAUCUGCUGCCCAUGAUCUCCUGCCCGGUCUUCUGGGAGCAGAAGCCUGAGGCUCAGGGGCACAGCUGCCGGGUGGACGAGCAGAGAUGAGACCCCGGAGUCCUUGCCUGCCAGAAUCUUGAACCCCUGAAUGCGGGGUGGGGGGCGAUCAGCUGCUAUUUCCCUUUUUCUCCUCCUCCAGGGUGGCCCCGACAGGCUCUGGUAGAGAGGGAGGGAGACAAAGAACGUUUAUCCUGGAGCACAAAAAGAACACUUCUCUCAAAAUAACCAGGGGCCUGGCCGGCCCAGUCUGGCCCUCGCUUGCCCAUCCAUCUCGCUGUCUAAAUAUUUAGAAGGCAGAAAAGUUUCCCAGAAGCUUCUGUGCGCCCAGGUCAGCUCUGGUUCGGGUUCUGGCUCUGACCCUCAUCCAUUCAGGGUGCCUUGCUGCCCGGCCCAAGCCCCCCCCAGGGGACAACCCGGCCUUCUCCGAGGCCACUCCAAAAGCCAGCCCCUCUCUGCCUCCUGGGAGCCAGGGAUUCUUGGACCAGCUCCCGGCCUCCCCUCACUCCUGAUUUCCCAUCAGACUUGGAAGCCCCCGCCCCCCCAAGGGGGGAGGCCAGAGGAAGGAGAGACUGCUGCAUUGUAAGUAGCCUUGCUGGACAGUGCCUGGGAAUCCGCAUGGAUGGCUUGGUGGGCUGCAAGAUGUGGACCGUGGGGGCCCGUGGGGGCCCGGGUGUGUGUGUGGGGGGUGACCGGAGGACAAAGGCAUGGGAGUUACGGAUCCCAGGGACCCCUCCACCCCCCCGGGGGACACAGCCUGUCCCUGGAGGUGGAGCUGUGGCUCAUACACAAAGCCCGCCCUCACAUCCUGUGUCCUCCAAGCCCUCGCAACAAGUUCAUUCAUUCAUUCAACAGCGAGCGGGCCCUGACUUGGCAGGUGUUGGAGAUAACAGACCGGUCCCUGCCCCGCCCUGGACUCCGCUGGGGUGAUUUCCAGCCUUCGGGCUUUUCCUGCCCUCAAGGGAGACCCAAGAUCAAGGGUGCUCGGGACGGAGCUGACUGGCAGGAAAGGAAGUGGUGUUUAGGGUAACCCGG